AUGAGCUCGAAACUUUCUCAAAUCGACAAGGUCUCGAAAGAUCUUAAUAGGAAUAAGACGGUACCCUUCGUCUAUCUUCGAACCCUUGAAGACCGCCUAGUCCUACUUUGUACCUUCUUUGGGCGCCAACCACGGAGCGCAGAGAGGCGACCAAAGAAAGAAGUUAACGCUGUUUAUUGUUGCAAAAAAGCUCAAAAGGUUUAUUUUGAGGUCCUCGAGACGUAUCCUCACGUAUUCCUUCCUUUCAUUCUUGCGAUCUCUCCACGCUCUUGUCUGUCCUUUGAUUUGUCGCAACUCGGUCAUUACAAUUCACCGCCGGACGGCUUUCAUUGGAGCAACAAUGUCAAGGAAACCUUCGCAAGCAUAGGCCAGAAACGAGAGAUCAGCGAGGGCACUUAUUACAAGAAAGUGAUUGAAGUUCUAUUCCUAAGUUGGCCUUCCACCUUUACACAAAUCUUUAAGGAGAGGCUAACAGGAGCAGAUUGUUGUCCAAAACCUGUCAGCACUGCAGAAGCAGAUAAACAUUUGGCGUAUCAUGCAGCUGAAUUGGCCGCGAUUGUCGCUAUCUUCGGCAAUCGUAUCUACGGAGGUGUCGAAAUCUCCUCCGUACGGCUAAGUGAAAAGGCUAGAAGUCGAACACUCCAAACAACAGAGAGUGUCCGAACGAAGUUUCCUCUGAGGGACCUCACCGACGGCAUCAUAUAUCUGGAUAUUGGAUGCGCCGCUGAGUAUAGCAGUGUACUGUUUCCAGACGAAGGAGAUGUGACAGGAGUACCGAUAUCUAGAACCCGUGAGUGCACGAGCUAUACAGCUAAGGGCGAGACAUCUAAUCCAACGUACGGUUAA
Messenger RNA from Cladophialophora psammophila CBS 110553, 846 nucleotides. RefSeq lists its product as uncharacterized. Lineage: Eukaryota; Fungi; Ascomycota; Eurotiomycetes; Chaetothyriales; Herpotrichiellaceae. Bases 1 to 846 code for a protein of 281 amino acids. The transcript has a single exon. The record is from RefSeq and is a predicted model, not a curated record.